GGGAUGGGAGGAAGCCUUCAGCGCCACACUCACUAUUAAUCACUGGGGGCCAUUGUGGUCCCGUCCUGUAAACGGCGCCAGUGCAGGCGGGCGGGCAGGCAGAGAAAGAAGAAGAGGAAGAAGAAGGAAGGCGAGAGGGGGGCAGGGUGGCUGUAGGGAGCCAGAGGAGGAGAGAAUGGUUGGGGAUCAGCCUGUCUGCCCACCUCAGCUCCUGCUGCGGGGCUGGGGAACAGUGCUGCUGUCUCAGUGCAUGUCCUCCGUGUUCUCCCAGAUCCCGGAUCCUGAGCUUCUACCCACAGAUCCCCCGAAGAAGCCAGACCCUGUCACCUCGGAGACCGUUGUGUUCUGGGGGCUGCGGCUGUGGCAGGUCAUCGGCAUCUUCUCGGUGUUUGUUUUGGCAGUCGUUAUCACUCUGUGUUGUAUAUUCAAAUGCCGAAUUCCGAGAACCAAAAAGGAAAUAGAGGCCCGGCAUGCGCAGAGGCAGGCUGCCAAGAAAUACGCCAACACAUUAGAGACAGUGCCACCUCUGAACGAGCUGACGGAGAUCCCAGGAUCUGCAAAAGCGGAAGAAAAGGAGGAGGUGACGACGGUCUCCGGGAAAGUGGACGCCGACAAAGGAGAGAAGAAGACCAAGGAGGGCAAGAAAGAGGGCAAGAGUGCCAAAGAGGGGAAAGGAGAUGAAAAGGACGCGCCGGCAAAGAAGAAGGGCGAAAAGGGCGACUCCAAGAAAGAGGGCGGCGAAGGAAAAGGGAAGAAGUCUGGAGAUAAAGGAGACAAGGGAGACAAAGGAGAUAAAGGGGAGAAAGGAGGCAAAGGAGGAGCUAAAGGGGGGGCCAAGAAAGCUCAGAAGUGAACUCUUCCUGCAAACACUGUAAAAAAAUUUCAUAUUUUUCAAACAUUUUGGGCGCUUGUUUUCUAAAAAAAAAACAAACUUUGUAUGAAAUUAUAUUUAAAAUAAACAAAAAUUGGUCUCACAGAGAAUCACGAGCGUGCCAAGAGUGUCAGAGUACAGUAGAAUUAUAGAUUUAUUGUCUUAUUCACAAUUCACCGAUGAACAUCAGAGACCAGAAAAAACAUCUUCCUACUUUAUCCAAAGGUUUACACUGAUGUCUACAACAUGCCUACGUCACAAUGGAGUCAUGAGAAGGUCAGAGGCGUGUCGGAAAGCACACGCCUCGUCUAGAGACUACCGACGGCUCCACCGAUGUACACUUCAGCACGAGAUAAAUAAAAUGACAAUGAAAUACACUUUAUACUUCCAUGAGAGGUAUUUGUAACAAUAGAAACACAACAUUAGCUCUAUGACGAUUGGCCUUAUUGUACGCUCCAAAAACACAAUCAUUUUUCAUCAUACAAUCAGAACAAAAUACUGUUUUCUAGGGCUUUUAAAGUGCUCAAAUAGAAUUUUUCCAGGUGUUUUCCAAGAUUUUCCUGCUCUGAUGCUUUGAUCCCGAUCUCUAAACCCGGAUGGUAGCGUGGCACGCUCGCUUUGCAAAUUCUGCCAAAUUCCACGAGAAGGGAGAGGAACCUGAAGGCUGCAAGGAUCCAGUUAAAUGAAGUCUUUUUGUGGCAGUGAGCAGCUGUUUCAUCCAGUGGCAGAGGUGUUAUCCAGCCCCGGUGGUGUCCUGCAGACACCUGUGAUUGCUCUUGUAACCCCCCGAUCCCAGAGUUGUUAAAAUGAAAUCACUGCGAUGCUGGUUUUAUUUUUCUAUUAUUUUGCAAAAAGAGCAUGUUAGUCUGUCUCCUGAUGCUUCAUGACAUCACUCCUUCAUCUUUAUCUCUCAGCCACGUGUUCCCACUUAAGACGUAAGUCGCUAAAACUCGCUUACAAAGAUUCAGGCGUAGUCGACACGAAGCUGGGCUUUUAUAAAACUGAAUAUCCUCCCCCCUACUCACCACCUAGUUUUUAGAUAAAAACUUCACCCACAUCUAACCGCACAGGUGUGUUGUUGAGCACAUUCAUAAGCUGCCAAACCUGUAGGUGGCAGUAGUUCCCCAAAUCCUAUCCAAUCAGAGUGAGCUUCCGUGUCUCGACGUCGUAAAAUAAGCGUCCUUAACGUCGCCUGUGUUCUUGUGCAACGGCCACACAGGUCUGAGGGCGUCUGCGCUGUUUCCAAACACAGCUCGCACAUGUGACGUAAGAACAUAUUUUGUCGAAGGCAGUGAAACCUAAAACCCGGUUAUCGAUGUCUACAUGCAGACGGAGGAUUCAUAAAUCUUCACUAUGGUCGGAGGUUUUGAAAGAACCGUUUUUAAUCUGCGUGGACGACAGGACGAAUCGUAGGAAAAUAUCUUGGUUUUGUGAGACACCACAAUCUCAAAAGGUUGCGAAGUUUCCAAAACCUGCUGUUUGUUUUUUACCAAAAUUUAGUGAAAUGUGAACGUCAGUGUGUUUUUUUUUAUACAAUGCAGCUCCAUUGCACAUCGCUGUAUCAGACGUUACUUAGAAGCCAAAUCAUUGUCGGUUUUGGUGUUUUAAUUGGCGAUAAACACGCAGAAUAUUGCUGAGCAUCCUUUAACAUCUUGCACAAAAAGAGACCAGACGGGUUGUAAAGUUGCCUGAAGCUGAGGUAUGAUUUAGUUUUCUUACUUUAGAUUCAGUUUAAGUUGCUGGCGAGACUUUAAAUGUCAGUAAACACACACGUCUUAAGGGCAACAGGUGCUGUGAAACCAGGAAUAAGGGCAGAUUGGGAGCAUGGCUCAGGAGGUGUGAAGGGACCAGAAGAGCGUGACAGGAGGAGGGAUUACAGACCCGGUUCUGCUCCUCAUACAUAGAAAAAGAAUCGGGCCAAAUAUUGGUUGAAUCCAGCAUCACUCACAGCGACUAGAAUUCAAUCUGGAGACUGAGCAAAGUCGAAAAACCAAGUUGAGGAUUAAAAAGUAAUAAGAAUAAUUGCCUUUAAUAUCAGUCCGGUCCCACUAUGAUCUAGAUACUGAAUUCUCGUUUUGCUCUCUGCUGUUCACACGUUUACGGCAACUUUAAGACGAUUCGGUCGCUGUAAACAAGAUAACGAACGCAAAGAAAAACGGCGAUACAACCUUCUCUUUGGUAUAAUACACGACGUGACCCGACCCUGCCGACCGCGCAGGUCGAGUGCGCUAUAUUACAAGUUACAGGGUUUUAAAACAACGCGUGGAAUGCUUCAGUAAAUGCUCGUAUGAAUGCCCUGGAAAUAUACUCGCCAGUUCUGUUUGGGACUAUUUACAUGAUCAGAUAUUUCCAACAUUCCUUAAACAAACACAUUUUUUUAAAAAAAACAUCAAAACAGCUUCAUAACAUAUCCAUUACACAUGAACACUUUUAGCUCACAAUUAUAAUGUCUUUCUGAUCUUUGUAAACAUGUUGACUUGUUUGUAUGUACAUCGAAAAGCAGCACAACAUUGGACCAUCUGUAAAAAAAAAAAAAAAAAAAAAAUAGAGAAAGAAAAAUGACCUUCUGUAUCCACCACAAAUAGCGCUCGUGGAAUUCCAGUCGGGUUUAAGAUUUUAUUGGAUUCCUCGUUUAAUUCGCAUUCCGCUGGAAUAAAUGGCGGCUUCUGAGUUUUUAAAUGGAGUUUCAUCUUGUAAGAACUCGGUAAGAACGUGGUUUUUUUUUUGUUCUUCUUUACCUCAACUCACACUGAACCCAGAGCAGAGAAAGGCAGCCUUCAGAGAAAUAUUCCUACUUUGGCGUUCUUACUUUGGUCGUGUGUUUUGGAGGAGGAAGAAAUUAAAAAUGGAACACGAUACAUUCAUUUUAACUAUUCAAAAAUUCUGUUGAGGAGGGACGAUUACUGGGUCGAUCGAAACAGCAGAAACUGUACAACAUGUUGAAAUAAAAAAAAAA
This is a messenger RNA of Stegastes partitus (bicolor damselfish), 3827 nucleotides long. RefSeq names its product transmembrane inner ear (gene tmie). Gene Ontology annotation, biological process: sensory perception of sound; inner ear morphogenesis. The coding region runs from base 176 to 853 and encodes 225 amino acids. Lineage: Eukaryota; Metazoa; Chordata; Actinopteri; Pomacentridae. The transcript has 4 exons. The record is from RefSeq and is a predicted model, not a curated record.